Molecule: messenger RNA, 3249 nt
Organism: Coccidioides posadasii C735 delta SOWgp
Lineage: Eukaryota; Fungi; Ascomycota; Eurotiomycetes; Onygenales; Onygenaceae
Source: RefSeq, a predicted model, not a curated record
AGCUGAUAACAGCGGGAAGGCUGUGAGGGACCCUGGUGAAGUUCUGGCCCUGAGCCAGUAUCUUUCCUGUGAAGAAAGAUGUGACUAUGCCUUUCUCUCGGUCGACGGUCGCCCAGGGUCUCGAAUUUGGGGCGCUCAGGCGGAAUGCUGGCUUGGCCUCAGGGAAGAGAAGUUGACUGCCGCCUCUUGGCCAGAACCCCACCACGAUGGAUCAAAAUGUCAAUCGUCACGAGCUAAAUGCUUAUUGGCAUUUUUAGUGCAUUGUUCCCUGGGCUCCGUUCUCGCUAUUUUUACGGUUAAAGCGGAUCCCGGCGAGCAUUGUCAAGAACUAUGUGAUGUGAGUGGCUGUGGGCAUCGAUCAGCGGGCGUCAUGGCACGGGGGUAGAAAUUUUUUUUUCCCACUGAGCGUGACUAACAGGACCAGUGGACUUACGUAGUGCACUGACAAGGGAGGGUUCGCAGAGACAGGGACUGUUUGUCACUAACACACUCUCUCCCCCUUCUGGUCCUCUUUUUCUAUAGAUAUGUAACUAGCAGCUCUCAUUCACUCGUCGGUCGUUUGCCCAAACUAAGUUCGCCUGGCACCGUCAUCGCAAGCCACUUCAUCCCAACUGCCAACUGCCAUCUGCCAUCUGCCAUCUGCCGCCGCCGCUGCUUCCGCUCCUGCCAAAAACGCCUCGCUGGGAAAAAAAACCCGUACGCCUCCUUCCUUAUUGCCGCUCCUGAAGCCCACCGCGCAUUGUUGUUGUUGUUAUUCCUUUUCGAGGCAGAUCCGCCCGGCCAACCGCCGUUCCUUCCUUUGUUGGUUCGAAAUUCCCCUUGUUUUACUUCCUGCUUCAUCCGGCAAACUCCUCCCCCUCUGCCUAAGUCACCUCGCCAACGCUCCAUUCAUCACCUCAGUUUCUUGCACAUUUGCCCUCGAGCUGUCUCGGGGAAUCCGUCCACUUGCAGAACGCAAGCUCUCCCUCCAUCUGUUGCCUCUUUCUCGCCUUGAUGCGGUCAGUGCCUGUUUAACAUGGCUCUCAGCUUCUUUGGCCAUGCGAACCAUGCCAAAUACUUCGAUAUCAGGCUUGAUGAUGACUACAUCGUCUUCCGUGGAAGCCCGGAUGAGGCUGCCAGUGCGCACCUCAAGGGUACGUUGGUCCUGUGUCUGUCGGAACCAUUGACGAUCAAACACCUAAAGCUACAGCUGGUGGGUGUCUCCCGUAUCGGGUAGGUAGACAAUUGGACCCAAUUUCAACCCUCCUUCUAGACUCGAUGGCCUCUUGUUGACCAUUCGUGCGUUCAAGGUGGACUAUGGUGACCGGAUCGCUCACUGGGACGAGAAAACAAGGGAAAGAGCAAGUGGUGUUUGAAAAGACCUGGAAAUUCCGAGAUGCUGGUAAAGGGAAGACAGAGAUCAUGCCCGCAGACAACUAUGAAUACCCGUUCGAUGUCAUCCUGCCAGGAUCGCUUCCGGAAAGCGUUGAAGGUUUGCAAGAUUCGUGGAUCACCUAUCGUUUGAAGGCAGAAAUUGGGCGAAAAUAUGCAAAGGAUAUCCAUGCAAGAAAGCCCCUGCGCAUCAUUCGCACGCUGGAUCCAAAUGCACUAGAAUUGAUACAUGCCAUAGCUGUUAUAUUCGGCACUAGUGUUACCGUAAAUUUUCGGCUCGUCCCACUCCUUAAAGGCCUAAAGAUUGGUACCGUUCUGUCUCAAUUCAUCGAGACUCAUGAACUUGCCAUACCUAGCGAUGAUCCCUCACAACACCGGAAGACCUCAAAAACAUCCAGGACUAUCUUUUCUGACUCUUUAGAGGUAGAUUCUGAAAGAGACUUGCAGGUUUUGGACGAAGAAGUUGAAGGAUAUAAAUUCUCCAAAACCUGGGAUAUGCCCAAGACCUUACGCAAAUGUUUGCAAGAUACAGAUGCAAACGGAAUCAGGAUCAGACAUAAGCUGAAAUUCAGAGUCCAACUUCAAAACCCCGAUGGACAUACUUCAGAGCUUCGCGCAACUCUCCCGAUUCACGUCUUUAUUUCCCCGAAUCUUCGAAUAGAUGAGCAUAAUAACGUGAUCAACGGGAGUCGGGACACUGCGCGCGCUAUCGAUCUCUAUUUCUCCCAACAAGCACCUCCGCUGUACGGCGAACAUCAGUUUGACCUCCUUUACGGCGACUUAGAUCCGAAUGGCUAUUUCACCCCUGCUGAUUACAGUGGUGUGACUUCACCGUUUGGCUCGCGAAGCAGAAAUAUGUCUGCUGAAAAUCUUGCAACCCUACCAGGACGUCGGCCAGAAGAUCUUUGUGCGCAAGCACUGCAUAGUCGAUUAGCUGAUCUCCAUGUCAACGGAUCGGGCCCUACAACACCGCCACCCGAAGCCCUCGAUACCACGGGAGAUGAGCUCCAUCGGCGAUCCUUUACUAAUACGGAUCGUCUUCCUUCGAUAAUGAGCGAACUUGAUGCUGCGUCGCCCGAGGGUUCAGGACGUUCGUCGGAAGAAGGCCAUGUUCCAUCCGGCGCUGCCACACCUCACCCACAAAUCAGAGAAGUAGAGGACCUAUGUCGCGUGCCUAGUUAUUCCACGGCUCUUCGAUCCAGCGCGAAGACAUUUUACGAUGGGACACUCCCGGAUUAUCAUGCAGCUACUGCGUCUGGAGCGACUCCUCCACGAAGAGUUCACCCAACGCAUUCUCGAAGAACUAGUCGGCUCUUUGGGCUUCUCGAGACACCGGUUCGAUCCAACUUUUCGCUUCAUAAUCGGAGUACGAGCCGUGGUGAUUCGGACACAGAAAAUCAACUUCGGAUAAUACAAGCGCGUGGUAGAAAUUAACCCGACCAUCCCCUCGAAGGUUUUUGGUGUGUUAAAAUUCCAAUGCUCUUUCCCUUCAUCCCUUUAUUCUUUUACGGUCCUUCUCUCUAUACCCUUUUUUCACGAUUACUCACGAAUAUACGAUUGACUUGCAUUGCUAUGGCGUUGAGGCAAUUGUUAAUGACCUGGGUCGGGUCACUGAAGAUAGAGCCCAUCCAACUAUGCUUGCUUUUAACAAAUAUGGGUGUAUUUGGCGUGAUUGUUAUUCGGGGAACUAUCGAGGUGUUUAUUCGCAUAGAUGUUAGGGGGAUGAAUGGUGAGUAGGCUUGGGCUGGCGUGUUUUCGCGCAACUCUUCUUCUGGCAAACUCUUGUAGCAUGGGAGCAAGCAGGAAAAUGGCCAUUGUGGAUGGGAGACCCAAUGUACAGUACAUUAUGUGUAACUAUAUGCCAGUACAUAGCAACAC